Messenger RNA from Wasmannia auropunctata (little fire ant), 1460 nucleotides. RefSeq lists its product as uncharacterized. The coding region runs from base 182 to 1399 and encodes 405 amino acids. The record is from RefSeq and is a predicted model, not a curated record. The transcript is spliced from 6 exons. NCBI's taxonomy places the organism in Eukaryota, Metazoa, Arthropoda, Insecta, Hymenoptera, Formicidae.
UGAUAAAUAAAUGGUGACAAGCGGAUCGUUAAAUGUCGUGUUCGUAAUAAUUGUCACGUGCAAUGUUAAGUGAAAUCACAUCUAGACGUUGUGGAAUCGUAAUUUCAUAUGCAGUCGGCUUUACGACUCAGUGAAGUGAGAAUUUAAGUGAAGUAAACGACUCAUCAAAUCGAACACAAAAAUGGCCUUGAAUACAUCGUCAUGGCUGGAUCAAUGUUUCGUGGAGAAGAUUUUGCGAAAAUCGGAAGGCGACAAUUCGAUUCAAGUGAUAGAUGUAUUUUCGAAUUGGGGCUCGAACAAAGGUGACAACUAUACUUGCGAUAUUGUCAGGAUUACUGCUGAAUUUUCGCGUGAAGAAAGCGGCCGUAAGAUUGUAGAAAAGAAAUCAAUCAUCGUUAAAGUUUCACCCACAAUCGACAGUGUUCGAUACAAUAUUUUCACACAAUCAGGUUUCUUUCAUACCGAGGAAUCGAUGAUGUUAAAUACUUUGGAUAAAAUGAAUAAAUUAUUAGGUCCAAAGUACCGUCUGAGUGGGAAAGGUUUAUACGUUCAAAAUGAAAAUCCAAUACUUCUGGUGAUAGAAGAUCUCAUGCCUCUCGGUUUUCGUAUGACUGAUUUGUAUGGUCUCGACUUAGCUCAUUCCAUAUUGGCGCUUCACGGACUAGCCAGGUUUCAUGCAGCCUCAGUAGUCAUAUGCGAAAAGGACCCCAAGCAAAAGGAAAUGUAUACGAGAGGAUUAUUUUACAAUCAGAAUCCAAUAGAACAGAAAAAUGUUGUUAAUAAGGGUACUAAAGCUUUAUCAGAGGAAAUUAUAAACUGGCCAGAAGUGAAAAAAUAUUCGGAAAAGAUUGCUAAUCUCUCCGAUCACAUGUAUCAAAUAGCAACAAAUUCAGCCAAGCUCUCUGAGAAUGAAUUUAAUGUUAUUAAUCACGGCGAUGCUCACUGGAAAAAUAUGUUGUUUAAAUAUGAUAAUGAUAGCAAUCCUACUGAUCAAAUUUUUGUGGACUUCCAGGCCUGUUUCUACACAUCACCGGCACUCGAUCUUCUACUUUUUCUCGGUUCAAGUGUUUCCUUUGAUGUCAUUGAAAACAAGAAAGAUGUUUUGUUAAACGAAUACCUUGGCACCUUGUCGACGACUAUGAAACAAUUAAACUGCAAGACGCAGCCGCCCACAAUGAAGGAAUUGAAGGAUACCAUAAAGCGAAGAGCUGGCAUCGAAAUGGUAUCAUCCUUCGCGGUUUUACCGUUAAUGCUGUGCCCUAAGACUGAAGCGAAAGAUUUGGAUGACAUGAUAACCACUGGUACUUGGAUUAAUCCAGGCUUAAAAAGUGAAGAGUUUAAAAAAUUUAUGAUAAAGAAUAUUCCACUGUAUGAUGAAUGGGGUUUACUGGACCUUUAACGUAUACUUGAUUUUUAAUAAUUAACUAAAAAUAAAAAUAAUACAGAUAUCUGAAAAAGAA